AUGCCUUUCCCAGCGAAUGUGCCCCUCCAUCCGUCGCAAUUGCAGACAACUGAAGCCAACGGAAAACAAAAGUUCGCGAAAAUCAACAACCACCACCACAAUUCCACGCGCAACCACAUCACCGACUCCGAUCGCACAUUCAAACCAGCACAAAAUCCCGAAAAUACCAUUACCAAAUUGAUGGACACCUCCCCCCAAUCACCCCCCACCAAAAAGCGCAAAAUGGCGACCGACACGAUCGCCGCCGCUGCCCCCGCGGCCAUCGAAGACCAACAAGAGCACCAAUUCCCCCUCCCCACAAUCCUCACCCACCCCUCCGCCACCCCUCCCAUCCUCAUAACCCAAGGCGCCGAAGGCCGCCUCUACAAGACAACCUUCUUCAGUCCCAACAUCCCGUGCGCGCUCAAAUACCGACCCCCCAAACCCUACCGGCACCCGAUCCUCGACGCGCGGCUGACCAAAGCGCGGCUAGCCUUCGAAGCCAAAGUUCUCGAGCGGUGUCGGCGCGAGGGCGUGCCCGUGCCCGCUGUGUACGCACAGAACGCCGCGGCGGGCUGGAUCGCGGUGGAGUGGAUUGAGGGCGCGCCCGUGCGGGUGAAGAUCAACGAGUGGCUUGGCCAGCGGCCCCGAAACGAGGAGGAGGAAAAAGAGGCAGACGCAAAAGAGAAGGGCCCGCUCGUGGAGCUGAUGAAGAGGAUUGGUGCGGCGAUAGCGGGACUGCACAGGACGGGCGUGGUGCAUGGGGAUUUGACUACCAGUAAUAUGAUGUUGAGGCCACCUGCCAAGUCUACGACGGACCAGGGGAAGGAGACGAAUGGGGUGAAUGGGGUGGGAAGUGAGGAAGCACAGGAAAAGGCGAAGCUGUUGGAGGGAGAUGUGGUGAUUAUCGACUUUGGUUUGGCGAACCAGAGCCAGUCAGACGAGGAUAGGGCGACAGAUCUGUAUGUCCUUGAGAGGGCGUUCGCGAGCACACAUCCCCGCGCGGAGAACCUGUUUGAGCAUCUGCUGGAGAGUUAUAAGCAGACGUUUGGCAAGAAGGGAGUGUCGGUACUGCAUAAGUUGGAGGAUGUGAGGAUGCGUGGAAGGAAGAGGAGCAUGAUUGGUUGA
Sordaria macrospora k-hell is the source of this 1107-nucleotide messenger RNA. RefSeq lists its product as uncharacterized. Gene Ontology annotation, biological process: protein phosphorylation. The record is from RefSeq and is a predicted model, not a curated record. Gene Ontology annotation, molecular function: ATP binding; protein serine/threonine kinase activity. Gene Ontology annotation, cellular component: EKC/KEOPS complex; nucleus; cytosol. NCBI's taxonomy places the organism in Eukaryota, Fungi, Ascomycota, Sordariomycetes, Sordariales, Sordariaceae.